CGCCGUCCAGCAAACGAAACUAACAUCUCACAACUCAAACCGAAGCGAAGCAUUCAAACCACACACCCACUAAAAACAAACACGAAACAUCCAUCAUGUCGAACGAAGAAAACAAUACGAACAUUGACGAAACGCAGGAGACGGAGCAGCACGAUCCACAGGAAACAAAGUCGGAGAAUACUCCGCAAAAAGAAGACUCGCACGAGAAGGAUUACCAUGAAGUGAAAUCAGUCGGUAAAGGGCACUCAUCUGCACCGAAGCAAAAAACGAAGAUUUCCGAACGCCUCGACGAAGCGGUGAAAGAAAUGAAGGCCAUCAAUCGGAGUUCUGAUUUAGUGCCUCUCAAUCAUCAGUAUGAUGUACUGCGCAAGCGCCUCCGUGCUUUGAUUGUCAAAGCUAAGGAAUUUCAUGCUGCGAAGAUCUUGCUCACACAAAACCGAACAGAGAUGGUCAAACAACUCAGUCUUAUGGCCAAGGGUAGUCCAAUAGACGAAAAAAUUGGCAGCACGGAAAGUCAAGAUUCAUUUGCAACCGUUGACCGCGCAAUUGAAACCAGGGUACAAAGUGAUAUGCAAAAGUUCCAAAGGAACAUUAUUGAUUAUGCUCUAGAAUGGGAGGACAUUGUGACGACCCGCGUCGACUCUGAUCUGAAGGACACGACGAAGCUGAAUGAAAGAUUGAACCAUUAUCAGAAUAAAGUUGAAGGAAUUCGCAAAAAAGUCAACGCGAAGGAAAGCAAGUUAGUUUCUCGCGGAAAGGAUCCUUCGGCGACUCCCACGAAACUUAACCAAAAGCUCGAACGUAAUGAAGCGAAACUGAACCAUGCUUGGAAAGCACACGAAGCAAGUGCAUCUAAGCUUUGUAACUUAAUGGAGGAGGCCACACAGCGCGGUUGGAAAGACCUCUUUCCUUUAGUGAAAGCAGCAAUAGAUUGGCAGGCUGAGACUGCGUCGGGAGAGUACGAUAUUUUUGCCCGCCUUCCUUCAGUGGCGACUGAACUGGCCGACCUUUUCGAAGAGAAGAAUCAGGCUUCAGAGAAAAAUAGCUCAGGUGUUCCACUAGCCACAGAUGAUGAUGGUUCGGGGGAUUCGGACACUACUGGAUCCGCCCCUCACGAUGACACCAGUUUCUCAGGCUCGGAGAUUUCGAACGGCGGAAACUACGCAGAUUCUGGAAGUCCCACUGUGGGAGGACACAAAGGAUCAGAGAGUCCACGACAUGUUGAUUUGACUUGUUAGGUAAAAAUUGUUGUUUGGUUCAUAUGUUUUUAAGUUAUAACAAACGAUUCGAUAACAUGGUUAUAUGCUU
Phaeodactylum tricornutum CCAP 1055/1 is the source of this 1308-nucleotide messenger RNA. RefSeq lists its product with no specific name. The coding region runs from base 96 to 1238 and encodes 380 amino acids. The record is from RefSeq and is a predicted model, not a curated record. NCBI's taxonomy places the organism in Eukaryota, Bacillariophyta, Bacillariophyceae, Surirellales, Neidiaceae. The transcript has 2 exons.